ACAAUGCCGGAAGUGUUUUGUCCCUCCUCGCUCGCUGUACUUCGUGACAGAAAAACGUGCUAUCAAUGAAUGUUGUGACGGAAUCAAACAAGUAUGACUUGAAACGUGAAGCCGGCCCAGUUUAAACAGUAACGUGUGUCCAGUCUAAACCAGUAACUUCCCAUGACUCUUGACGUUGUGGCCGCCGCAGCGUGAACAAACAAAACCCUCCUCCAAAACGCGCGUGUUAGCUUCAGCUGUUUUUAGCUAGCGGCUAACGGCUAACGGAGGCGAACCCCAAACAAGAGGGAGGUGGAGCCGCCAGUGGUAGACAGAAACCCCGCAGUCCAGAACAUGUCCGCCGCGGUGAAACGGAGCAGGAAGCGGUACGGCCACCACGGCAAGCGAUGGAAGGGCUCCCGGGAGCUGGAGGUGGGCAUGGAGGGCAUCCUCAUCACUUGCAACAUGAACGAGAGGAAGUGCACCGCGGAGGCCUUCAACUUGCUCAGCGAGUACGCGGAGGAGCUGUUCGGACCCGAGAAGCAGGAGAACACUGGGAGCAGCAGUGAAGACGAGGCUGAGGAGGAAGAUGUGGAAGUCGCACUGAAGAAGGAAGUGGCACAGCUGAAAGCAUCUGGAGCCAAACAGCAGAGGCGCUUCCAGGCCAUGGAGAGCGGAGCAAACAAUGUCAUCUUCAUCAGAACUCAGAAUCUGGAAUCUGACAAGUUGGUUCAUCACAUCCUGUCUGAUCUCCACACCACCAAGAAGAAAAAGUCCAGAGUGAUUCUAAGGAUGCUACCAGUGACUGGGACGUGUAAGGCCUUUCAGGAUGACAUGGUGAAGUAUCUGACCACUUACCUGGAGUCUUGGUUCAAGACCCCAAAUUGUGCCACGUACCAGAUCGCCUUCAAGGCCCGGAACAGCAGCCACAACAAGAGAGACGAAAUCAUCAAAUCCAUCGCAGAACUCGUGGGGAAGCUGAACCCGAGCAACAAAGUGGACUUGACCAACCCAGAACUGACAAUCAUUGUGGAGGUCAUCAAGACCGUGUGCUGCAUCAGCGUGGUCAAAGACUAUUCACGGUUCAGAAAGUACAACGUUCAGGAGGUGUUGAAAGAGGAGGCGCCGAAUCCCGACGCGGCCGCAGAGAAGACGGCUACAGACCAACCGGAGCAGAAGGAGGAGAAACCGACCAACCAGGAGGAAAACAAGGGGGAAGAGGAAAAUGGCAAAAAGGUGUCGCAGGAAAACGAGGAGGUGAAGAAGAACGAGGAGGUGAAGAAGAACGAGGAGGUGAAGAAGAACGAGGAGGUGAAGAAGGACCCCAAAGACGAGUAAAGGUUUUCAUUCAACAAUCAGAUCGUCAGUUGUUGAGUUAGACUCAAAGUUUCUAGUUGUGUUAUGUUGUCAAACUUUUGUUAUUUUAAAUGAUCACAACACUUGAAAUGAGGUUUGCAAAAAUUACGUUAUUCUUUUGGUAUUCAUUCAAAAUCUCAUCGGUACCAACUUCAUGGAGCUGGUCAUUGUCAUCGAUCUUGAAUUCCAAGUAAAGGUUUUUCUUUAGCUUAACUCUGACAAACAGCUUAUGUUAUUUGAAGCUGAAUUUCUUUUUUGUUUGUUAAUUUGUGUGUCAUUUAUUUUGACAUUUUAAAUCAAAGACCACUGUUUGGUUCAGGUCACUGUGUGUGUUCCACGUAGUAAUUGAGUGUUUUUUGUAAGAAUACUAUUUCCUAACGCUGUUCCUGAAUUAAAGCUGCCUGUGUUUUUAAA
Molecule: messenger RNA, 1749 nt
Organism: Platichthys flesus (European flounder)
Lineage: Eukaryota; Metazoa; Chordata; Actinopteri; Pleuronectiformes; Pleuronectidae
Gene: thumpd1
Product: THUMP domain containing 1
Exons: 5
Coding region: 334-1317 (327 amino acids)
Biological process (GO): tRNA modification
Molecular function (GO): RNA binding
Source: RefSeq, a predicted model, not a curated record